AUGGCCAAACAAAAGAAGAAAGGCCAGUCUGGCCAAGCGAAAAACUACAUAACUCGAACACAAGCCGUCCGCAAACUACAAAUAUCCCUCCCCGACUUUCGGAGACUCUGUAUCUUCAAAGGUAUCUAUCCUCGAGAACCGCGAAAUAUCAAAAAAGCCCAUAAAUCUGCCACCCACUCCACCACCUUCUACUACACGAAAGAUAUCCAAUAUCUCCUCCAUGAACCGUUGCUGGGCAAAUUCCGAGAACAGAAAGCCCUUUCCAAAAAGAUUGCAAGGUCCCUCGCCCGCAAUGAAGUCCAAGAUGCGGUACGGUUGGAGAAAUAUGGCAUGCCCAAGAUCAAACUGGACCAUAUCGUGCGAGAGAGAUACCCGACAUUCGUCGACGCCCUACGAGAUCUUGAUGACGCUCUCUCCCUUCUGUUCCUCUUUGCAAAUCUCCCCUCGACCACGGCGGUGCCCGCCAAAGUCAUCGCCCGCUGCCAACGACUCUGCCAUGAAUUUGAGCACUACCUCAUUACCACGAAUUCCCUUCGCAAAUCCUUCUUGUCCAUCAAAGGUAUAUACUACCAGGCGACGAUCCAGGGCCAAGAUAUCAUGUGGCUGGUGCCGUACAAGUUUGUGCAAAGAGUAACCCAGGAUGUGGAUUACCGAAUAAUGGGGACAUUUGUCGAGUUUUACUGCACGCUACUCGGAUUUGUGAACUACAGACUUUACACCUCGAUUGGUCUGGUUUAUCCACCCAAAUUUGACGUGGCAAGUGAUGAGCGAGGAGCAGAAUUGUCCGCCUUCACCCUCGAGGGCCGCCGUGUGGCGGCAGCCGUUGAACCAAAAGAGGAGCCAAAACAGAUGACGAAUGGUCACGCACAGAGCGGCAAUUCAGAGGAGCUCCAAGCUCAGAUCGACCAAAUUGCCCAGGAAAUUACGGCCGACGACGACGUCAAGCAGGACGAACAGACCGAGGAUCCAGCAGAUUCCGGGGCAAUCGACGCCUUCACCCCGGCAGCGCCAGAAGGCGAUGUUCUCCCACAGCCUGACCGCACUGGUGACGCAGCUGCAACACUAUUCUCAACCUUAACCUUCUUUAUCUCCCGAGAAGCUCCCCGGCAUCCGAUCGAGUUUCUCCUGCGAGCUUUCGGAUGUAAACGAAUCGGAUGGGAUGCCGUUCUCGGGGACGGCGCAUUCACUCACGACGAAACAGAUCCCAGAAUUACACACCAGGUUGUCGACAGACCCUCACCGGCACAACCACUUCCCGCCGUCCAAGGCCAAGAAGACGCAAAGGACCAGAGCCUCCAAGUCGUCAAGCCGGGAUACAUCAUGCCUGGUAGAACAUACAUUCAACCACAGUGGAUAUGGGACUCGGUGAACGAAGGAAAACUCCUCCGGGCCGACCUGUAUGCGCCUGGAGAAACGUUACCGCCACACUUGAGCCCGUGGAUUAAACCGACAAACGGUCAGUAUGAUCCAAGAGCGACAUUGGAGGAGCAGGAAUUGGAAGGUGAAGCGGAUGAAGCUGUCGAUGAGGAAGAUGCCGACGAGACGGCUGCAAUUGCUGCUGAGAAAGAUGAAGACGAAGACGAAGACAUCGAUGUAGGAGACAUGGACGUCGCUGUCUCGGCGGACGACGACGACUCAGAAGAGGAAGAACAAGACAAAGUCGAAGAGACAGACACAUUCGGGGGCUUCGACGACCCUCUUCCCGACCCCGACUCGGACUUCGAUUCGGAAUCACAACACCAAAAAGAACUUGAAGCCGAAGCCUCCGGUCGUGCUGUGCCCAUGGUCACGAGCGUCACUAAUGGAUCCAAAUCCAAAGCCCGCAAAGCACGACAAACGGCUCAAGUUGAAAAGGACGAAGAGAUCGAGCGCCGGAAGAUGAUGAUGGGUAACAAAAAGCGCAAACUGUUUGAGAAGAUGCAGUACUCGAAUAACAAGCGCGACGCGGAGGCGGAGAAGUUACGAAGGAAACGCAGGAAGAUUGAGAGGGCUGCUUCCGCAAGUGGGAAGAGAGAACGUGACAUUGAGCAGAAUAAAAAGGUGAAAACUUACGAAGGUAUGUUUGAGAGGGUUCCUAGUCGUGAAAUGAAUGAUGUUUGA
Molecule: messenger RNA, 2100 nt
Organism: Rhinocladiella mackenziei CBS 650.93
Lineage: Eukaryota; Fungi; Ascomycota; Eurotiomycetes; Chaetothyriales; Herpotrichiellaceae
Exons: 1
Coding region: 1-2100 (699 amino acids)
Biological process (GO): maturation of LSU-rRNA from tricistronic rRNA transcript (SSU-rRNA, 5.8S rRNA, LSU-rRNA); ribosome biogenesis
Cellular component (GO): PeBoW complex; nucleolus
Molecular function (GO): RNA binding
Source: RefSeq, a predicted model, not a curated record